AUGGCGCACCAAUCAAAAAACUCGACUCCACACUCCAUCAAACCCUUGAAACAUCUCUCCUUCAAAUUCCCAGGUUUUGGCCGGAAAUCCCUCUCACUAAUCUCCAUUCUCGCCGUAUUUUCACUCUGUUUCAUCUCAUCUUUCCUCCGCCCUCAGCGCAUCAACGCUGUCUCCGCCGCCGAAUCAGACACCAACAUAUCGCACAUCCUCUUCGGCAUCAGCGGCUCCGCCAAGACAUGGCGCCGCCGCCGCCACUACUCCGAGCUAUGGUGGCGCCCGAACUCCACCCGCGGCUUCGUCUGGCUGGACGAGGCCGCCCCCGAGAACUGGCCAGACUCAUCGCCUCCGUACAAAAUCUCAGCCGACACAGCCCGGUUCAAGUACACGUGCUGGUACGGGUCGAGGUCGGCCGUGCGGAUCGCCCGCAUCGUGAAGGAGAGCUUCGACCUCGGCCAGCGAGACGUCAGGUGGUUCGUCAUGGGAGACGACGACACCGUUUUCUUCACCCGCAAUUUGGUCAGCGUUUUGAGGAAAUACGACCACCGCCAGAUGUAUUACAUCGGCGGCAUCUCCGAGAGCGUGGACCAGGAUGUCGUCCAUUCCUACACUAUGGGCUACGGCGGGGGCGGCUUCGCCAUCAGCCGCCCCAUGGCCGCAGCCCUCGUCCCGAUUCUCGACCGUUGCAUUGAUCGCUACGCCGCGUUUUACGGCUCCGAUCAGAAAAUCGGGGCUUGCAUCAGUGAAAUCGGCGUUCCCCUCACCACAGAAGUUGGUUUUCAUCAGAUGGAUAUACGUGGAAAUCCGUUUGGCCUGCUUUCGGCGCAUCCGUUAGCGCCACUUGUAUCACUGCACCAUCUAGACUACCUUCAACCAUUGUUUCGGGACACGAACAGGGUUGCAUCGCUAAAGAAACUCAUGGCGCCGUACGAAUUCGAUCCGAGCCGGCUACUGCAGCAUACAUUUUGCUAUGACUUAACCCGAAAUUGGUCGAUUUCGAUUUCAUGGGGCUACAAUGUUCAGUUAUAUCCUUUCAUAUUGACUGCAAAAGAUUUGAGCACUCCACUGCAGACAUUUUUGACGUGGUCGUGGAGGCGAGGGCCCUUCACUUUCAAUACUCGACUCAUGAGCUUGAAUCCUUGUGAAAGGCCUCUCGAGUUUCGGUUUUACGGGAUCGACGAGAUCGAGGGCGGAUUUACAUCAACGAGCUACAUCAGGGACCGAUCCGAAUUCAGGAGGAAAUGUGACAAGUUAAAUUAUAAGGCUGCUUAUUUGUUGAAGGCCUUCAAUGUCACUGCCGGCUUGCUUCAUCCUCAAUAUUGGAACAAGGCGCCAAGUAGAGAGUGUUGUCAAGUUAUGAGUGGCUCGCCAAUACAAAACGACGUAGUUGGAGUCAAAAUCAGAGGCUGCAAUCGAUAUGAGCCGAUAUCGCCUCCGUAG
Molecule: messenger RNA, 1437 nt
Organism: Salvia splendens (bonfire salvia)
Lineage: Eukaryota; Viridiplantae; Streptophyta; Magnoliopsida; Lamiales; Lamiaceae
Exons: 3
Coding region: 1-1437 (478 amino acids)
Source: RefSeq, a predicted model, not a curated record